CGACAAGGUCUAAACCUGUACUUGUCGAACUGAACACUGCAAGAAUUCCCGGCAAAGUAACGAUUUCUGCAGAACUAUUGUCAAUACCGGAGAAAUUAAGUCAUAUUUGGAGCUCGACCCGCGACAAUUCUCUGCGAAAGCCUUCAUUUCCAUUUAAAACCAUUUACCGUUAUGGCCUGCAAUUCGACAUCAAGAACAAUAAAGCCCAUGUCUUCUUAUGUAUUCUACUCGCCGGUGAUGUAGCUACCAAUCCUGGACCCACGAGAAGAAACAACCAUCAACCAACCGGCAGCCAAAGUUUUUUCGCGAGAUGUCUUGUAAUCAACGCUCGAAGUUUAAUAAGCUCGCACAGGUUAAAUGGUAAACAAUCCUGCCACUUGACUAACUUCCAAAACCUUGUGUACACCGAACAAGCGGACAUCAUGUGGGUAACCGAGACUUGGCUAAGAGAUGACAUCGAGAAUUCUGAAAUACUUCCCUGGAGUGAUUAUACUAUCUACCGUAAAGAUCGUAAAACUCGUGCUGGUGGAGUUCUUCUUGCACUAAAGUCUAGCUCCUUUUUGUCAUCUCGCGAGAUUGUUACUGACAGCGAUCUAGAACUAGUUGCAAUAGAAUUAUCAUCUACCUGCAACAAGAAAUACCUGGCAUGUUGUACGUACAAGCCCCCGCAGACUAUGAACAGGAAAUGGCUGGACGAGUUCAACCUCUUUUUGGCUAAUAAGUGUUCAGAUUACGCCAACAUACUGAUAUGCGGUGACUUCAACUUUCCGAAUAUCUGUUGGGAAUCGCCAGAGUUAACAGCCGGCGAAGACGAAGUCCAGUUCACAGAAAUUCUGAACGAUCACUACCUAACACAAGUAAAUCGAGUUCCAACAAGAGGCGACCACAUCCUCGAUCUCGUCAUCAGCAGUGUUGCUGAAAACGUUCAAAAUAUGUCUGUAAUCAGUCCUAGCCAAAGCGGUUUAAUAACCGACCACUCAGCAAUCCCGUUCGACAUUGCGACAACGUUCAAAGCACGUCCGAAAAUUAAACGAUCU
Molecule: messenger RNA, 1037 nt
Organism: Paramuricea clavata
Lineage: Eukaryota; Metazoa; Cnidaria; Anthozoa; Malacalcyonacea; Plexauridae
Source: the annotation of a GenBank genome assembly